Molecule: messenger RNA, 762 nt
Organism: Nicotiana tabacum (common tobacco)
Lineage: Eukaryota; Viridiplantae; Streptophyta; Magnoliopsida; Solanales; Solanaceae
Source: RefSeq, a predicted model, not a curated record
UUCUUUCCCAUAAAUGAUGAUCCUGGUGCACAUCAACCUGAAACAAAAGCCAUUAUGCAUUGGUUGGAGGAAAUGCACUUCACAGCAUCUGCUAGUCUGCAUGGGGGAGCACUUGUAGCAAAUUAUCCAUGGGAUGGGACUGAGAACAAAAGAAAAUAUUAUUAUGGCAGUCCAGAUGAUGAAACAUUCAGACACAUGGCUAGCAUCUACAGUCAUUCCCACCAUAACAUGUCUCUAAGCGAGGAGUUUCCAGGAGGAAUAACAAAUGGUGCAUAUUGGUAUCCAAUCUAUGGAGGCAUGCAAGACUGGAAUUACUUACAUGCUGGCUGUUUUGAACUGACUCUAGAGAUAAGUGAUGACAAAUGGCCUAACGCACGUGAGCUUCCUACUCUUUUUGAGUAUAACAAGAUGAGUAUGCUCAAUCUUGUCGCAAGCCUUGUGAAGACAGGAAUACACGGAAGGAUUUUCUCAUCAGAUGAAGGCAGGCCUUUACCUGCCUUAAUAGCUAUAAAAGGAAUAAAUUCCACGGUGCGUUCUUCAUUUGCAAAUCCUUUGGUCAUCGUGCAUAAGUUGUAAAGAUAUAUUCUGGAUUUGAUGUGAUAUCACCCGGUCUUACUGUGUGUCUUCAUAUCAAUAUCAGGAACUUCAUCUUAGAGUAUUUCUAAAACUCAUUUAGGCCCUCAUAAUUACUUCAGCUCUAAUCUUUAAAUUAUGUGUAAAAAGUAAUAUUUCAGGUCUACUCAUCUUAUUUUAUUCUGUGGA